Papilio xuthus (Asian swallowtail) is the source of this 895-nucleotide messenger RNA. The record is from RefSeq and is a predicted model, not a curated record. Lineage: Eukaryota; Metazoa; Arthropoda; Insecta; Lepidoptera; Papilionidae.
UGGUGGCCCAAAGUGAUCGGUGCGAUUCCCUCUACCAGCAUCCCGCUAACCUAACCUAACAUUGUGUUUUGCUCAACGACACGCGGGAAGAGCCACCAAGAUAACGGUGAUGAAGGGAGAUCGUAUCAUUCCUCAAGAGUACGAGCGCUGGGAGGCAGAUGGCGUCACUUGGAUCGUUCAAGAUCUCCCACCGGAAGACGAUGAGAAAUUUAUUGAAGUACUGGUUGAUCAUCUCGGCACGGAUGAAGUUCUCUGUUCCACUACACGUCUUUCUGAACACCCUGAAAGCGUAAAGGGAAUCAGCGAUUACUGGCGAGUGUGUCUCGCUGAGCGGACGAGCAUUGCUUGCUAUAGAGAGAUCGACGGAGUGCGGACUCUGGCUGGUGGGAAUUGCUGUGUUAUCGCGAAAAAGGAUGAUAAAUCUUCCAUUGAGAUACAAGGAGACGAAUGGAAGACGGUGUUCGAAGGUCUAAAGUUCGUAGAGGACAAAUGCAAUCCAUUUGAAUAUUUAGGUGAGGACAAGCUACUCGUCGGUUACGGCUUGGUCGUGAAACGGGAGUUCAGAGGCGCUAAGCUAGGCGCCCGGAUUCUAAACGCCAGAGAGCCUCUUUGCAAACAACUGAAUGUGAAAGCAGCAACAACAGUGUUCACUGGUAUAUCAUCACAGAAGUUAGCUGCAAGAUGUGGGUACAUCGUGACAGCGGAAGCCACGCUCCACGAAAUGUCACAAGCAGGACUUAAGUAUCCCAAAGGCGACCAAAGAUCCAUCAAAUUGAUGGUCAAGAAAUUUGAAUAGAAGUUUACAAGCAUCUGAUUUUAUUUAUUUUAACGCUUUAAGAUUCGUCAUCAAUCUGCUCUUUUCCCUACACAGAUUAAAUAUAGUAAAUACAGAGUG